AUUUCCAUGUGGUAGGAUAAGAUCGUGUUGUUCGUGAUGGAAUCUCAGCAAGCUCAAUCUCAAUCGCAGUCGUCAUCUGUUAGAAGCCCCACCACUACCUCUUGUCGAAAGAAGAAAUCAGAGGAAGCCAGUUUCUUGGCUGAUCUAAGGGAUCACAUUGAUGAAUUUGUUCAUGCUUCCAUGGACGAACACAAGACAUGCUUUAAGAAGACCAUUCAAAAGAUGUUUGGAAUGUCGAAGGUUGUUGCUGAAAGGAAUUCUGGUCUAAAUGAAGUUGAAAGUUCUCUGCCUCUUCAAACAAUAGUCUCUGAAAAAUAAUGGUGAGCAAGAUCAUCUUUUCUUUUCAUGAAAACAGUAUUUUUUUUCUUUCUUUUGUACCCAUAUGUUUAUCACUGUAGUCCAACUUUUCCAAGAUAUACAUAGGUUUCAGGUUCUGAUGCAUCGAAACACAAAUAUUUCAAUGUAGGAUUCAGGCUGUGCUCCCUGAACUUUUCCAAGAUAUACUUAGGUUUCUCAGUGUCC
Magnolia sinica is the source of this 522-nucleotide messenger RNA. RefSeq lists its product as uncharacterized. Bases 37 to 318 code for a protein of 93 amino acids. The transcript is spliced from 2 exons. Lineage: Eukaryota; Viridiplantae; Streptophyta; Magnoliopsida; Magnoliales; Magnoliaceae. The record is from RefSeq and is a predicted model, not a curated record.